CAAACCACACGGUUAUAUUAAUGCAGUUUAGAUUAAUCUACAUAAUCUAUGCCAGAUGAUAAAUGGAUUAAAACACGUUAUUUAAAAGAGAAAACAGUAUAAUUCAUAUGGUGAGGUGUUUUUUUUUCAGGAGUCAGUUAUUUAACAUUUAUGGAAGGAGUCUCCAGUGUAAAAUAAAGUGUUUUAUAUCUGACUGUUAAAAACCCUCUUGUUAUAGAUGAUUAAGUGCUGAUUUCUCAAAAGCAUGCAAGGCGAGCGUUGUGCUUUUCUACAAUGUGGUCAGAUGGUCAAAGAAACCACAGUGAGCUGAAGUAAGAGGUGUAUGAAGGCCUGAUUCCUAUGUGGUUAGAACAAAGCUGCAAAACACAGCACCAGAGCUGAAGGUCCGGUAAACAAAAUGAGCUCUUAACACACAACUGUGUGCACCUAAUGUGUUUUCAGCUCACGACACUGAUGUUGUCUUGCGUCAGAUGUUGGCCUCUGUGGAAUAUGAGUUAUGAGCUAGUUUAGUUUUAAAAAAAAAAAAAGUAUACAAUGUUCACUUUAAGCCAGAAAUAAAGUUGAGAAGACUAGAUACAGUAUGAUUGGUGUCUGAUCUUUGCCAAUGGUGGGCCUCAUAGUUCCAUUACAUUUCUCAUGGCAUGUCUACAGCAUUUCUACAUGUUUUUGGUGUCACUAUAUUAAUCGCCAUGUCACUUCACAGUAAUUUUAUUGUUUUUAAACUCUUAUUGGCUUAAACACCUGUCUCAAUAUCUCGUAGGCUGUGAUCUGACCUGAUGUUUAAUGUUUUGAACUGCUGGGAAUCUCAAUUAUUUUUAUUUUUUUAAUUCCAACUGAGUCAAACUGUACAUCCUGAUUGUUGUGUAUUAUGUUUUUUGUACCAUAUAACGUUUUCAUUGAUUUUAUUAUUAGGUUUAUAAUUAAAUCGCUGAUAUUAUAUAAAUACAUGUGUUUAACAAUGAACAUCAACAGUGUUUAAAAUUUAGUACUCAUGUAAUCUCAGCUGUAUUUAGUUUAAUUUCCUCUCAACACUGCCAAACAUUUAAUGCUCAAAUGCUUUAAAAGGAUCUACAUUUGAAUUAUUUUAUGUUUGGAAGAUGCAGGAAGAAAGCUACUAUUGUGUAUUUAUUAGCAUUUACCCAGGAUUUUUUAAUAUUUAGAGUAGUAAUGCAAAUCAAAUUAAAUAUUUCAAACUAAGAACAAUAAUUUUCAUUUUUGAUAUUUUUGACACUAUUUUUUAAUCUCACUCUCACCCACUUCCAAUGGAAUUUUCCUGUAGUUUUUUUUGUCAUCCUUUAAAGCAUAGCAAACACCAUGUAAGGAAGUCUCUGUUGGCGGACAUGAGCUUGGUUGCUGCAUGUCCACACGAGAGCAUUUUAAGAAUUCUUAAAUAGUGUAAUGACACAGAGAUAUUAAUUUAAUAUAAAUUUUGCACAUUUAUGGCACUGACGUAUUUAUUUUCAUUGUUAACUGUGUAGCUUAAAAAAGCAUCGAAGCUUAGAAAUGUAAUGUGUAGCUUAUGUACAGCUGUUAAUUAAACUUUGCUGCACAAAUAAAACAGCCUAAAAAUAGUUGUCCUGAAUCAUUUCUUGCUUUAACUAUGAAAAGAUGACUAGUUGACUCCUUUUUACUGUUCGACUAGUAAAUAUUAAUAGACAUGCAACCUCUAUUGUACUAGUAAUUAAAACAUACAAAAGUAGUAAACUUGGACCUAGAAUAUGUUUAUCUAAUCACACUUAAUUCAUGAAUAAACCCGCUUAGCUCACAGCAAAGCCUUUUUUAAUCAGUGUUUUCUAAUAUUUAUUGAAUGAAAAGUCACUCUACACGUCUUGUUUUCCUCAUAAGGGGCAGGACGACUUCUGCAGUCUUUUACAUAAAAGCAGCUGAGGCCUCACAUUUUUCAUCUCGAGAUGUUUGAGAUAAGAGAGACUGAACGCUUCAGCAUGGCGGCUCGACUGCUGCUCCUCUGCUGUGUGUGCACUCUGAGAACAUCUCUCUCGUCUUUGGUGUUUCAGUCCCCUGAGUUCAUUAGUGCAUCCAUCGGUGACUCUUUUACAUUAAAAUGCACUCAUGACCUGCCGAUUGCAUAUUGUCACAGCUCUACAUCCUGGUAUAAAGUGAACCCUAGAACUGGAAAACUGGGUGAAGUCAGAAAAAGCGAGGACAAGCUGGAAGAUGAUAAACAAACGUGUACCAGGACAAUCGUUAAUGCUCAAGUUCAAGACUCAGGCAUUUACUACUGCACAUCUUUACAUGAUAAAUUUUUUUUUAUUGGAACUGGCACAAGAGUCGUCAUUACAGAUACUCGUCUGUUAAAGCCUUCUAUCGUUCUGUACACACCGAUGGAGGUGGACACUCCCUCUGUUCUCCUGCAGUGUGUGGUGAUGGAUGUCGUUCCCUCUCAGAUCAGAGUUUUGUGGUUAAUUGAUGGAGACGAGCGCACAGGAUGGACAGAAUCAGGCUGGACAGGACACGACGAUUCAGCCUCAGAAUUCACUCGAGCUCAAAUCACGAUUCCUGCAGACGAAUGGAAGGAAGCGGCUCACAUCAUCGAGUGUGUCGUGAUGUAUGAAAACCAGACCAUGUCCCAAACUCUGCAACGCCAAACAGGUCAUUCAGACUCUACGUGUACGUGGCUGCUGUAUGGAGGCUGCGGUGUCGUUGUCUUCACCAUCGCAGUGAUGCUCACCACGGUUCUGUGUUUACGUAAAGAGAAACAAAACACACACGGGAUGAUUGCAGAGAAACCUUCUACCAGAACGGAAGUUGAAUAUUCCUGUUGGAACCCCGACAGCGUUAAUCAGCUACUAGUAGAUUAGCAAUAGUUAGCUAAAACAAUAAAGCAGGAAGUAAGAAGCUGUAAUAAGUCUGUAACCUGAUUAUUAAAAGCUUUUUUUGGUUAUUAAUAUCAGAGUAGGACUGCAACACCUAAAUAAUAAUCUUUAAUAAUUUGUGUAAAUUGUGUAAAAGUGUGUAAAUUAAUGAUUCUCAGUCAUGUGCAUUAUAUGUCUAUAUUCCUUCAUGUGUAUUUGAAUAACAGAUAAGAAUCUAGUCAAAUGAACAUGCUAAAUAAAUUAAAAACAAAAAUAAUUACACUCAUUAUAAAUAAUCUGAAACAGUAUGCUACCAAACAGAUUGUAAUUUAUAUAAUUUGGGAUUUUUUUUUUUUUUUUCAAAUAAUUAUCAUACAAUCAGGUUAUGGGUAAAAGCCAGAUCAGUGGAAAAUCAGAACAUUUGUGUGUGUGUGUGUGUGUGUGUCUGUGUGUGUGUGUGUGUGUGUGUGUGUGUGUGUGUGUGUGUGUGUGAGAUGAAUCAUUUCGAUGUGUAGACUCCAAAGCUUUGGGGUCGACUCUUAGUGUUCAGUGCCUGGAAUCAGUGAAUCAACUCACUAUGUGUUUGACGUCAAUAGUUAAGUUAAAUAAGUAUGACUAUAAAUGUGUGAUAGAGCUAGAAAACUGGAUAACUGUGGUUAGCAUAAUUCAACCAGGGACAUCGAAAUAUUACUCACAUGAAAACACAAGUAAUGUCAUGAGGCCAGCGGUGUAGCGUAAUGUAAAGAGUGUCCACACUUUAAAGGACUGUUGUCUCUGUGAUAACGUGUGCCGCCAUUUUCUGUCAAUGAUUUAGCCACAGUGUGCUUCAUAACACAGUCCAACUAAUCGAUAUAAUUCAUUGCCAAAUGUUUUGUUUUUUUUUCCUAUAAUUUUUCUAUUAGGUUUUGUAGUAAUGGUAAGAGUAGUGGUGAUUCAGUGGUUAAGGCUCUGGGUUACUGAUCAGAAGGUCAGGGUUCAAGCCCCAGCAUGUAAAUAAAGGCUGCUUCUUCUAGUUCUGUAAUAAAUGAAUAUUUCUGGUCAUUAAGACAUUCAUAAACCACUUUAA
Messenger RNA from Pangasianodon hypophthalmus (striped catfish), 3879 nucleotides. Its product is annotated as immunoglobulin lambda-1 light chain-like. The record is from RefSeq and is a predicted model, not a curated record. The transcript has 6 exons. NCBI's taxonomy places the organism in Eukaryota, Metazoa, Chordata, Actinopteri, Siluriformes, Pangasiidae. The coding region runs from base 1911 to 2819 and encodes 302 amino acids.